Chanos chanos (milkfish) is the source of this 825-nucleotide messenger RNA. RefSeq names its product L-rhamnose-binding lectin CSL2-like. The transcript is spliced from 9 exons. The record is from RefSeq and is a predicted model, not a curated record. Gene Ontology annotation, molecular function: carbohydrate binding. Bases 1 to 825 code for a protein of 274 amino acids. Lineage: Eukaryota; Metazoa; Chordata; Actinopteri; Gonorynchiformes; Chanidae.
AUGGCGGGGACUGAGACAGUCAUCACCUGCUAUGGGUUGGUCCAGCGUUUGAGCUGUGAGGAUGGAGUGAUCAUUGUGCAGUCAGCUACAUAUGGACGGACAGAUGCAGAAAUCUGCAGUAGCAACCGACGGCAACAGGAGCUGGCCAACACAGACUGUUCCCGUACGGUUCCGCGCAUCUCAGAUAUAUGUAAUGGGAAGAAAGUGUGUGAGAUCAAUCCUCACACAUUCUCUCUUCCUGACCCUUGUUUUGGAACCUACAAGUAUUUCACCACAAUCUACACAUGCGUUCCAACUCAGACCUCUGUGACAUGUGAGGGUGGAUAUAGCACACUGGACUGCGGUUCUGAUGUGAUUGAGAUUAUCAGCGCAAAUUAUGGACGCACAAACACCACAAUCUGUUCAACCGGACGGCCGAAGUAUCAAGUCACCAAAAGCAACUGCUUCGCUCAAAACACCGUGGCUAAAGUUGCUGAGCAAUGUGACGGUAAGAGUCAGUGCUCUGUGCGUGCAUCCAACAGUGUCUUCUCUGAUACCUGCGCUGGAACCUACAAGUACCUGAAUGUCACCUACUCGUGUUCUAAUCUGAUUAAGAUCUACGAUGUGAUUUAUGGACGUUCAGACAGGACAACCUGCGCUGCUGGACAUAAAUACGGUCAAAUCAUCAACACUGACUGUUCUGAUCGCAACGCCUACGCUGUAGUUGCUAAGCAGUGUAAUGGAAAGAACAAAUGUUUGGUGCAUGCAUCAAACUCCGUCUUUUCCGAUCCAUGUCCCGGCACCUCCAAGUACCUGAUAAUCAGCCAUUCAUGCAAGAAAUUGUAG